Molecule: messenger RNA, 1871 nt
Organism: Vanessa atalanta (red admiral)
Lineage: Eukaryota; Metazoa; Arthropoda; Insecta; Lepidoptera; Nymphalidae
Gene: Tre1
Product: protein trapped in endoderm-1
Exons: 7
Coding region: 246-1295 (349 amino acids)
Biological process (GO): G protein-coupled receptor signaling pathway
Cellular component (GO): membrane
Molecular function (GO): G protein-coupled receptor activity
Source: RefSeq, a predicted model, not a curated record
GCUCAGUGGCGCGCAAGACUUCGUGAGAGUAGGUUAUGUGAUGAUUUUGUGUCAAUGAAUAUUGAGUGAGAUGUCGUAAAAACUUAUGUGAUUUGUUUAGUUUUUUUUUUACUUACGACACAACGAUUUAUCAAUCAUCCAAAUGGAUCAUAAAAGGACAUACAAAAUUGUUUUUAAUGAAAAACAAUGACAUGCGUGUUUAGUGUAACACUAGUGAUGUGUUGAAAUUAUAUCGAUAAGCAAAAAUGGAUACAGAUAUGCAUAAUUCAACGUUGGAUACGAUAUAUCCGCGGGAGGCGACUAUAAUGGCGGCCGCGUGUGCUUGUAUAUUUAGCAUAGUAGGUGUUCUAGGUAAUUUAAUAACAACAGUUGCAUUGCUGAUGCAUCCGAAACUGCGCGGCCACGUCACCACGAUGUUCGUGCUGUCGCUCUGCGUCUCUGAUCUCCUGUUCUGCAGCAUCAAUUUACCAUUAACUGCGAGCAGAUAUAUUAAACAGCAAUGGGUGCUGGGUCCAAGACUCUGUCAGAUGUUCGCCUUCGUGUUCUACGGGAACGAGGCUGUGUCUCUCCUCUCCAUGGUCGCUAUCACAAUUAACAGAUACACAUUGAUAGCCUACUACGACAUGUACUCACAGAUCUACACGACGACCAAGAUCUGGAUACAACUGUUACUAAUAUGGCUCGUAUCGUUUGGUUUAAUGAUACCACCACUCCUUGGAAUUUGGGGCCAACUUGGUUUAGAUCCAAACACGUUCUCUUGUACGAUUCUACCCAAAGACGGGAAGAGUCCAAAGAAAUAUCUCUUCGUGUUCGGUUUCGCGUUACCCUGCGUUGUAAUUAUUGUGUCCUACUCUUGCAUAUACUGGAGAGUAAGAGAGAGCAAGAGAAAGCUGGAAGGACGCAGGUGUGUAUGUGGCAAACUAAGCGGCCAAACAGCCAAAGAGAAAGAGGAAGACUCACGCCUUACAACGCUAAUGUUGACGAUAUUCCUUUGUUUCCUCGCCUGUUUCCUUCCCCUCAUGAUCAUGAACGUAGCAGACGACGGUAUAUCUUACCCCUGGCUACAUAUCAUAGCCUCUAUCCUGGCUUGGGCCUCCAGUGUAAUGAACCCACUUAUAUACGCAGCGACCAAUAGACAAUAUAGAGCUGCGUAUGGAAACCUUUUAAAAUUCUGCAAAAACAAUCCUGUAGCACGAAGGACUACAUGGGGGAGCAGGACUGUCGGUCAGUCCUCGAAUUCUCCUCAUUACCUCGAUAAACGUAAUCCGUUAAAGGAAAAACCGACUAAAUUAUAAAUUGUCUUACAUCGCACUGGUUGCGAAUUGAUUGAAUGGGACCAUUGAUUGGUUAUUGUUUGUCUGAUGGUACUUUGAACUAAAUAAUCAAGAAUAAUUGUAUAUUAUAUAAGCACCAUAGACAAAUAGCUUACUACUGUCAGCUGUCAUUACAUAAAGUAAAAUAUUUAAAAAAAAUAUUUUUAUUAAUACACAUUUAAUAGGAACCAAAUUAUUAAUCGAGCGUCACACAUUUGACAAAGUACAACAAAGCUGCUAGUUUUGUUGCAAGGUGCUUGCGAAUAGUAGAGAAGAACAAUUUUCUGUCUGUAAAGAUUUGCACUAAUGUGUAGCGCUAGCCUUACUAGAUCUAUUAACUAUCUGUAAAUAAAUGUUAAUAAUUGUAAAUACAAAUGAAAGUAGCAUACUUACAUGACCAAAGUAAUUUAUUUAGAUGCUAAGGUGAAAAAAUAUAAUAUUCUUAAGUGUUAAACUAAUACCGAUUUAUACUCUACCAUUAGUUGUACUUUUGUCUAAAGCAAGAUACAAAUUAAAAAAAAAAACAACCAAUUCUAAAUAUUGAGUUUUGAAAUGUUA